GUGGGCCAAUCAGCUGGUAACAAGCGGCCGGGAGCAAAGAGCCAAUGGGCUGGAUGAGCUGAGCGGGGUAUGAUCGGGCGCUGGCCAAUGGGGUUGCGGGGUUUCGAGGUGGCCUGACUUGCGGGUGAAGGAGGUCGAAUGUCCGUGGGUGGUUUCAGGUUGGUCGCCUGUGUUUGCGGUUCCCGAAGGGCGGCGGCCUGGUUAUGGAGCUGGCGACGCUACUGCAGCACAGAUGGUGAUAGUUCGAAUGUCAACAAAACGGAGAAGCCCAAGACUCCCAAGAUUUACACAAAAACAGGAGACAAAGGGUUUUCCAGCAUAUUCACUGGAGAGCGCAGGCGCAAGGAUGAUAAUGUCUUUGAAGCUUUGGGCAGCACAGAUGAAUUGGCAUCUAUAAUCGGGCUGGCCAUCGAGUUCUGCUUGGAGCAAAGUCAUGAGUUUGAGGAGGAACUUUACAAGAUCCAGUGUGUGUUACAGGAUGUUGGAUCCAACGUAGCUACUCCUAUCUCCUCUGCGCGAGAAAGCCAUCUUAAGAGAACAACAUUUAGUGAAAAGCCAGUGAUUGAGCUGGAAGAGUGGAUUGAUCAAUAUACAGAGCAGCUCCCACCUCUCACGAACUUCAUCUUACCAUCAGGAGGAAAAUGUAGUGCAACCCUGCACUUGGCACGAGCAAUCUGUCGUAGGGCAGAGAGGAGCAUGGUCUGCAUUGUACAAGCUGGAGAAGCUGACCACAAUGCUGCAAGAUACCUCAACAGGGUUUUCCUGUUUCCUCACAGACUAAGUGAUUACCUGUUCACAUUGGCAAGGUAUGCUGCCAUGAAGGAAGGCAAAAAGGAGCUGAUUUACAAGAGGAUAAAUGAAGACUAAAUGGGUGCUGUCCCCACAUUCCACUUAAAAUGAAGAUAUGCAAACCCUUUGUCAGCUGAUUUCAGAACGAUUCUAUUUUACAGUAUAUGAAGGUUUUAAUUGGGUGGCUUGUUUUGUAUUUGAGAUUUCAGGAGAUUGCUGCCAUACUAGCCAGCUGACAUUGUGCCUCCUCAUGCAGAGCUGUUGGGUAAUGUUCAAACAAUUUUCCCCAUUCCCUUUAUUUUUCUUGUUUGUAUUUCUGUAGAGCUAUUUCCCCUGAAAAGAGGAUCAACAUUUUUACCAUUGGCUAAAAGCAACUGCUUGAUUUGAGGUGGGGGUGGGGGUGGGGAAGGAAGGAGAUUGGUUUUUGUGCUCAUCAAAGCAAGGGAUGUAAAAUGCAGAAGAGAAUAUUUCUCUUUUUUUGCACUGGGAGUAUCCCACAUUUAAGGUUGGGUGUAGGAUGAGUUAGAUGCAGAAUUUAGUUUCCAGUAGGGCCCUAACCCCAGCUUCAGAAGAAUGCUCUUGAGUUGGGGUGAAACUACCAAACCUACGAUCUAAACUCUCAGUAGAGAGGAAACUUCCAAUCCAUUAAUGAAACAGAUUUACAAUUCCUGUCUUUGGAGAAGAAUUGUACUUCAGUCUUUUCUCAAAAAAAGCUGUUAUUUAUUUUCCUCUUCCUUACUCUGCCUCCUUGUUUUGCACAACAUAACUAUCCAGGGAGCAGGGAGAGUGGCUUACCUCCAGAUCUUCAUUAGGCAGGAACACCCAGGGUUACUCUUUGUUCAGUGUGGGGCACAUCAAACUUUUGACCUAUUAACAUUGCUGAGAUGAGGUAUUAAAAUUUGGAAUUCUGACUUCUGUUUUCAUGGAUGUAUUAUGAUACUUAUAUAAAUUUGCACAAUUUGGUUUAAAAUUGAAAAAGCUAGGAAAUGCAUUGGGUCAAUUUGCAUUUGAAAGGAAGCAGGCUAACAUUUGGCUGACAGUUCUUCAAUCAGAGGCUGUUCAAUUUUUACUUCUGCUGAUAGUUCCUACAAUCUGUUGAAUUAUAAUCAGUGUUGCUAAGUAAUCAUUAUCCUGUUUCAUGAGAGAUGUAUUUUAAUGUUGAUUUCAUUACUGAAUUCAUCCUGUUAUGCUGAACUGAAAUUGAAUUGAAAAAACAACCUGUACUCUAAAUAAAAAUAUUGAAGAAAUCAAA
Messenger RNA from Carcharodon carcharias (great white shark), 2041 nucleotides. RefSeq names its product metabolism of cobalamin associated B (gene mmab). The transcript is spliced from 9 exons. The coding region runs from base 139 to 867 and encodes 242 amino acids. The record is from RefSeq and is a predicted model, not a curated record. Gene Ontology annotation, molecular function: corrinoid adenosyltransferase activity. Lineage: Eukaryota; Metazoa; Chordata; Chondrichthyes; Lamniformes; Lamnidae.